Molecule: messenger RNA, 2739 nt
Organism: Euleptes europaea (tarantolino)
Lineage: Eukaryota; Metazoa; Chordata; Lepidosauria; Squamata; Sphaerodactylidae
Gene: SECISBP2
Product: SECIS binding protein 2
Exons: 18
Coding region: 6-2702 (898 amino acids)
Biological process (GO): selenocysteine incorporation
Cellular component (GO): ribonucleoprotein complex
Molecular function (GO): ribonucleoprotein complex binding; mRNA 3'-UTR binding; selenocysteine insertion sequence binding
Source: RefSeq, a predicted model, not a curated record
CCGCUAUGACUUCAGAGCGGAAAGCGAGCAAGGAGGGCAUCAAGUUGUCAGCAGAGGUCAAACCGUUUGUCCCAAAAUGCGCAGCGGUAACAGUGGCAUGGUCAGAACCCUCAGAAGCAUGUGUCUUUCCUAGAUAUUAUACAACAUGCUACCCAUAUGUACAGGAGCCACCAGUGGAUAAACAACAGGAAUGUAUUCAAGAUGCACCCUGGGAUACUACUACUUCUCUUUCCCAAUAUGCAUCUCAGAGUCUUACGGAAUGUAGUUCGCUUGGGGAAUACUCCAGUACUUGUUCACUUGAUGCUGCACGAAAUAUAAAUACAGUUCCCAGCUAUCAAUGUGAUAACACCUCUAAGCUCCGCAGCUCUUCUCAACAGGACAGAGACUAUGCCAAACAGACUUCUCUCAUCAGAAAAGAGGCUGGAAACCUUCCCAGGAGGCGACAACAACACGAGGAACCAAAAUUGGACUGUAAAAGGCCUGAAGGUAGUCACUCUUCUUGCAUAACAACAGGGAGCUCAUUUCAUACUGCUGUACAUGGCAGAAGUCCUAUUAAAUCAGACAGGCGUGGUAAAGCUGUGAACAGUAAAUACAAGCACAUUCCAAAUACAGAGUCGCUUCCAGAACCUAAGUUUGAAAUUACCCUAUCAGAUUUCCCAAAAUUGCAAAGCCCGGGGAAUAAUGAUCUACUCGACUUUCAAAAACGUACCUGGAGGACGUUGAGCUCAGCUGAAGGAGAUGUGCUGCUUUCGAAAUCCACAGGAAAACCAAAGAUUUCUGCUGUAAUAACCAAAGAGGGAGAAAUAUCUGUGAGAAGGUUGCCCUCAGAAAGAACUUUAAGAAAUUCUUCUGAUACUGGAAUUGCUCAGGUGUCUUCAAGUUCCUGUGAUGAGACCCAGGUGUCUUGGGCCACUGUGCUUUCACAAGCUCCAAAGAGAAUUAUCCUUUUACCUUCCUCUGUUCUUGCCAGCAGCCAUUCUGGCAGUGAAGGAAAAGAUGGUGUUCCUGAAGAUCAUAAGUCCAAAACUAGAGAGAAUGCCAGUGACAGUGAAGUCGAAGAGAUAUCAGAAAAGAAGAAGAAAAAGAAGAAGAAGAAAAAGAAGGCCAAACCAAACAGUGAUGUGGAGAAGCUUCUUAACGAAAGCACUUUAGUUCAAGAACCUCCGCGAAUUGAGGAUGAUGAAGAAUUUCCUAACUUAGCUGCUGCUACUGAUAAAAACCACAAGCUAGGGACGCCGAAGUCCUACUGUUCAACGCCUACUACUAGGGAGAAGACUGAAGUAAUCCUAACCAGGAAAUCUGAGUAUGAUUCUUAUGACGGCUAUCCUCACAGUCUUCUGGUAACUCCCAAGCCAGAUGAACAAUCUGGAAGAAAAGCAGGUGGACAACCUUCAUCCAGUACAACAGAAAAAAGGAAAACGCAGGGGUCAUCUAAGAGCAGUCGGAAAAGUCAGAUUCCUGUGCAGCUGGAUUUGGGAGGGAUGCUGGCUGCUUUGGAACAAAAACAGCAUGCAGAGAAAUCACCGAAGCCUGUGGUGCUUUCAGUUGGUAGUGCAGUGACAUUGCCUUCAAAGGAAUCUACACCAGUAAUAAAAAGCCAUCUGUUACACCAAGAAAAGGUUCCACAUAAUCCAUUGGACUCCAGUUCUCCUUUGGUCAAGAAGGGAAAGCAGAGAGAAGUCCCCAAGGCAAAAAAGCCAACAUCUCUGAAAAAGAUUAUUUUGAAAGAGAGAGAACAGCGGAAACAGCAACAUCUUUUAGAACAGACAGAGAUUCUGAAGGAUAAAAAAGAUGAUCAGCAGUGUAUGGAAUCUACUCCUGAGGAUCAGUUAGUUUCUCAAGACACCAAAGCAGAGUCUGCAGAAGAACCCCCUAUGGAUCUUGUAGUUGUGACUCAGAGUAAUUCAGAAGUACCUGAGCAGUGUAUAGAAGUCAGUGGCACUUCAGAAAACUCCCUUGCUCCUGCACAGCUAAAUUCCACCCUUCCCAAGAUCCACAGCAGAAGAUUUCGAGAUUACUGUACCCAGGUCCUUUGUAAAGAGGUUGACAGCUGCGUAACCGAUCUUUUGAAAGAGCUGGUUCGCUUUCAAGACCGCCAGUAUCAGAAAGAUCCAGUCAAGGCCAAGACGAAACGUAGGCUUGUUAUGGGGCUGAGAGAAGUCUUGAAACACCUGAAGUUGAAAAAAUUGAAAUGUGUCAUCAUUUCCCCAAACUGUGAAAAAAUUCAGUCAAAAGGUGGGUUGGAUGAGACUCUGCAUCUCAUCAUUGACUCUGCUUGCGAACAGAAUAUCCCUUUUGUCUUUGCUCUCAAUCGCAAAGCUCUCGGGCGCUGUUUGAACAAAGCAGUGCCUGUCAGUGUGGUGGGAAUAUUCAGUUAUGAUGGUGCUCAGGACUGUUUUCAUAAAAUGGUGGAGCUGACAAUGGAAGCAAGGUCGUCCUAUAAAGAAAUGAUUGCAGCUGUACAGCGAGACUGUGCUGGUGAAGAAAACGAAAGCGACUGUACUCGUUCUAAAACCGACGACAGUGAGAACAACCUACAAGAUGUUGUUAAAGCACCCUCUCCGGAGUCUGAUGAGGAUGUACCAAAUUACAUUAAAAUCUGGAAGAAAAAGCUUGAGGAGGAAUAUAAUCCUUAUGUGCUGGAGCUGGAAAAUCGGGCAACUGCUGAAACGCCGACCCUGGGUUUUGAAGAGCCUCAGUAAAUCAAGACUGCCAUUUCUGGCCUUAGUGGUUUUGUGU